GAGCUCCUGGCGGACCAGGACGGGGACGCCACUCCACGGUAACCCCGCGGACCACCCCAGAGCCCCAAAGAAUCCCACGAGACCCCCCGGAUCCCUGCGACCCCUGCCUGACCCCCCUGAAUCCCCCCUGGACUCCCCCUGAACCCCUCCAGACCCCCCCGGACCCACCAGGCAGGAGAGUGUCUGCCCCCACCGUGCCCUGGGUCCCCCCGUGGCCAGGACGGAGCCGGAGGAGAUGGAAGCACCGGAAUGCACCGGCUCAGCAUGGCUGGUGGUCCCCAAGGCGGAGGUGACCCCCGAGGACGACAGGGAUGAUCCAGGGGACCCAGAGCUCCACGACUCAGGGCAGUGGCUGGUGCGGAAGGUGAAGGUGGAGGAGGAGGACGAGGCCGAGGCCUGGGCAGCCGCAGCCGGAGCCGGGGCCCCGCUGGCUCCGCAGCCCCUGCCCGGCGCCUUCCCCCCGGACCCCGCGGGGACACCGGGGCUCGCCGGCGCCUGCAAAGCGGAGGAGCCGUGCCCGGAGGAGCUGGGAUACGGGGCGCUGCCGGGCUGGGGGCCGGAGCCGCGCCUGGACGGCCUCGGGAUCGCCUUCGGGAUCGGCGCGGGCGCGGGGACGAGCCCCGGCCCCGCCGGGUCUGGGCGCUGCCCGCAGCCCGGCCCGCGGCCCUUCUGCUGCCCGCAGUGCGGGAAGGCCUUUGGGAAGAAGGCGCACCUGACGCGGCACCUGCGGGUGCACACGGGCGAGCGGCCCUUCCCCUGCCCGCACUGCGGCCGCCGCUUCCGGCAGCGCAUCCACCUGCGCUCCCACCUGCGCACGCACACCGGCGAGCGGCCCUACCCCUGCCCGCGCUGCGCCCGCCGCUUCCGCAAGAAAACCCACCUGGACCGGCACCUGCGCACGCACACCGGCGAGCGCCCGCACCCCUGCCCGCGCUGCGCCCGCCGCUUCGCCCACCGCCAGCACCUCCUGCGGCACCUGCGCCUGCACGGGGACCCCGCGCCGGGGCACGGACGCCGCGACGGGCACGGGGACGGGCGCGGCCCUGCCGAGGAGAAGGCGCUGCCCUGCCCGGGCUGCGAGGUCAGCCUCACCUGGAAGGAGAACCCGGCGUCGCAGCUGGGGCUGCACACGGGACCGGUGCCGGGAGCUGGGAAUGGACACCUGGACGAGCAGCGGGACGGGGACGGGGAGGUCCCUGCCGAGGAGAAGCUGCUCAUUUGCUCCCAGUGCGGGACCAGCCGCACCUGGAAGCAGAACUCGUCGCCGCACCUGUGGCAGCACCUGGAGAACCAAGCCCUCGGCUGUGCCCAGGACCCCCAGCAGCCCCUGCAGCCCCCACAGGAGCCCGGAGCCCAGGACCACCAGCACCGGCCACAGGUGCCCAGUGCCAAAAGCGGCCAGGGCUGCGCCCAGGACCCCCAGGACCCCCCGCAGGUGCCCACGGCCGAGCGCCCCUUCGUGCAGGACCCCCAGCUCCUGUCACAGGUGCCCGGUGCCAACUGCAGCCACGGCCGCGCCCAGGACCCCCCGCCCCUCCUGCAGCCCCCGCAAGUGCCCAGUGCCCAGGACCACCAGCACCGGCCACAGGUGCCCGGUGCCAAAAGCGGCCAGGACUGCGCCCAGGACCCCCCGCAGGUGCCCCCUGCCCAGCGCCCCUUCACCUGCCCACAGUGCGGGCGCGGCUUCGGGCGCAAGGCGCACCUGGCGCGGCACCUGCUGGUGCACUCGGGCACCCGGCCCCACGCCUGCGCCCGCUGCGGCCGCCGCUUCAGCUCCAAGACCAACCUGGGCCGGCACCAGGCCGUGCACACGGGGCUGCGGCCCCACCACUGCGCCCGCUGCGGCCGGGGCUUCACCCGCAAAACCCACCUGGAGCGCCACGAGCGCACCCACGGCACCGGCCCCGGCCCCUUCCGCUGCGCCCAGUGCGGGAAGGGCUUCCGGCAGAAGCAGAGCCUGGUGACGCACGAGCGCAUCCACACCGGGGAGAAGCCGUUCCGCUGCGGGGACUGUGGCAAGAGCUUCAGCCAGCGGCCCAACCUGCUGACGCACCGGCGCGUGCACACGGGCGAGCGGCCCUUCCCCUGCGCCCAGUGCGGCAAGAGCUUCUCGCAGAAGGCCAACCUGCUGGCGCACCAGCGCAUCCACGGCGCCCACCCCGAGGAGGGCAAGGCGCGGGCGCGGGCGCCGGCGCGGGGCUGCCCCGAGGACGCGCCCUUCGUGUGCCCCGAGUGCGGGAAGAGCUUCCGGCAGAAGCCCAACCUCAUCACGCACCGGCGCAUCCACACGGGCGAGCGGCCCUUCUCCUGCUUCCUGUGCGGCCGCAGCUUCAACCAGAAAACCAACCUGGUGACGCACUACCGGGUGCACACAGGUGAGCGGCCCUUCGCCUGCGCCCAGUGCGGCAAGCGCUUCACCCAGAAAACCAACCUGGUCACACACCAGAGCACCCACACCGACCUGCGCCCCUUCCCCUGCGCCCAGUGCCACAAGUGCUUCAAGGACAAGGUGUCCCUCAAGGCCCACCAGAAGACGCACAUCCCCCGCCAGCGCCGCUGCCCCGCGCGCGGCCCGGCCCCCGCCGCGCCCUUCGGGGCCGCGCCCGCCCUGCUGCCCCCCGCGCCCGCCCCGCAGGACCCCGCCCCCUUUGCCCCACUCCCGCCCGCCCCGAAGCUCCCCGAGGGCGCCGAGCUGUUCCCGUGCCCCGAGAAGGGCUUCCCCCCCCCGCCCCCGGGCGAGCCCCCCUUCCCCUGCGCCCACUGCGGCGACGGCUUCUGCCCCAAGGUGCCCCUGCUGCGGCCCCCCGAGGCGCCCGCCGCGCCCUUUGCCCCCGGCCCCCCCCGUCCUGGGGCCCCUGGGGGCGCAGCCGGGGCCGGGGGAAGCCGUGCUCUCCCCGGAAAAGCCCUUCAUCUGCAAUCAGUGCGGGAACAGCUUCGGGCUCUGGCUCGCCCUCGUCGCCCACCAGAAGAGCCACGCGGGGCACAAGCCGUGCCCCGGCGCUCCCCCCGCGGAGCCGGGCGCCGAGCAGCCCCCCGGGUCCCCCCCGGCGCGGGCGGGCGAGGGCCGGCCCUGGCCGUGCCCCGAGUGCGGGCGGGGCCUGGCGCAGUGCGAGCGGCUGCCGCGGCACGGGCACGGCCCCGGCGGGCGCGGCCCCUUCCGCUGCGACACCUGCGGCAAGCGCUUCAGCCUCAAAACCAACCUGGCCACCCACCAGCGCAUCCACACAGGUGAGCGGCCCUUCACCUGCGGCGUCUGCGGCCGCCGCUUCAACCAGAAGGGCAACCUGGUGACGCACUACCGGGUGCACACGGGC
Vidua chalybeata is the source of this 3314-nucleotide messenger RNA. RefSeq names its product zinc finger protein 84-like. Gene Ontology annotation, biological process: regulation of transcription by RNA polymerase II. NCBI's taxonomy places the organism in Eukaryota, Metazoa, Chordata, Aves, Passeriformes, Viduidae. Gene Ontology annotation, molecular function: RNA polymerase II cis-regulatory region sequence-specific DNA binding; DNA-binding transcription factor activity. The record is from RefSeq and is a predicted model, not a curated record. The coding region runs from base 236 to 3232 and encodes 998 amino acids. The transcript has 5 exons.